AUGGUUUUUGAAAGUGUGGUAGCCGAAGUUCUAAACCGUGUAUUAGGCAAUUUUGUUAACAAUCUUGAUGCGUCACAGCUGAAUAUUGGUAUAUGGGGUGGUGAUGUAAAAUUAACCAAUUUGGAAGUGAAAGAAACAGCAUUGGAUGACUUCGAUCUACCGGUAAAAUUAAAAUUCGGUUGUCUUACAAGGCUUGUUUUGAAAAUCCCAUGGAGUGAUCUAUAUCGUCAACCAGUUAUUGCUGAUAUUGAAGGCUUGAAUUUAAUUGUUGUGCCAAACAAAGGCGUCGUGUACAGUGAAGAAAAAGCAAAAAAGCAUGAGAAGGAAGAGAAGGGUAAGACACUUACGAGGCUUGAAGAAAACAGAAAACGAAGAAGGAAACCACCAGAUCUAGCUCCUGAUACAUUCGCAGAGAAAUUUGUUGCUACAGUAAUCAAGAAUUUACAAGUGACAGUUCGUAAUAUACAUAUUCGCUAUGAGGAUAAGUAUUCGCACCGUAACCGUCCAUUUGUAGUUGGUGCUACUCUUGAAGGGAUCGAUUUUAAGACUACUGAUGAGAAUUGGAAUGAAACUAUACACAAAGAGGUUGUAAAAAUUGUUUACAAAUUGGUAUCAUUAAAAAAUCUUGCAAUUUAUUGGAAUUCUAGUUCUGAAUUAAUGUCUGACUUAGCUAACAAUGCUGCCAUUUCGCAAGCAAUGAAUGAUGCUAUUAUAGUUGGCAAUAAAAAGCCAUCUGGAUACAAGUACAUGCUUGAACCAAUUAAUAUGCAAGCAAAGCUUGCAUUAAAUCAAAAGCCCGAAACAGAUAGUUCUAACUGGAAGAUACCGAAGAUCAAACUUAUUUUGGAUAUGGAUACAUUGGCUAUUGCAGUUGGCAAAUUUCAAUAUCAGGAUCUAUUAUUGCUGUUGGAAGCACAAGAAAGGUUCAGAACUGCUGCGCAGUAUCUGAAGUAUCGUCCAAAUUUGAAUGACUAUAAGGGUCAUUACAGGAAAUGGUGGCAUUUCGCUUACAAUGCAAUUGUUGAGGAAAUUGUUAGAAGACGAAGGAAUAAUUGGAAUUGGAAAAGAAUGAAGAAGCAUCGGGAAUCAGUAAGAGCUUAUAAAGACGCUUGGCUGAAAAAACAAACUGAGAAAAACCUCAGCAGCAAAGAUCGAAGUAUUAUUGAGGAAACCGAAGAGCAUCUUGAUGUGUUUAACUUGAACAUUGCUCGGCAGCAAGCUGAUAUGGAAAUCGAUAGGCGCGGCUUAAAGAGAUUAGAAGAUCAACCACAGGGAUGGAUAAAUUGGGCUAAAAGCUGGUGGAGUGGUGGCAGUGAUGUUAAAGAGAAGACGGAAAGUAUAGCACUGUCAUCAGGUGAUAUUGUGACAAAGUUUGAAGAAGCCUUAACUGUAGAAGAAAAAGCUAAAUUGUUUGAUGCUAUUGAUUAUCAGGAAAAUACUCCUUCAACUGAUUAUCCGAAACACUUCGUGGAGAAUGUUGUCGUUGCUAAUUUGAACGUACUUAUGAUUGUAAUCGAGGGUGCUUUGACAUUAAAGUUCUCCAUAAUUACAACUAAGAUAGAACAUCGAGCAUCAGCUCAAGCUAUCAACCUUAAAAGUGGCAUAAAAAAGGUGGCAAUGGAUGGCUGCGGACAACAGGUUUUAUUCGUACAGGAUGAUUCCGUUGAAUGGUUGACAGUGCUUGUCGAAACUAAUCCGUUGGAUCGUGAUAAAGCUGGAUAUGACCAGUAUAUCAAAAUUGCUCUAGCACCGACUGUCAUGAAAUACCAUGCACCAGCUAUUAACACUGCUAUCGAAGCGUUGAGACCUCCUGAAAGUGUGCGACUGAAUCAAUUGACGGCAGCAGCAAUGGCGCGUUACGAAGAUGUUAAAGCACGUUCGCUUACCGGGCUGGCUCAUGUUGUUGACACUAGGACAAAAUUAGUACUUGACAUACGAAUUGCACCUCUGACAAUUGUAGUCUCAGAAAAUGGAAUAUUCAGUAAGGAAAAGCGAAAUUUAAUUGCAGAUCUUGGUUUGCUUACAAUAACUACAACGGAAGAUGCCUCAUCUAUGGAAACAUUGAUAGUUGGUAAUCAAGAAGCAGAGCGCCGGGCAAAGUUAUUUAGUCGUGCAUACGAUAAGUUUUCUGUGAAACUGACCGGUGUACAGUUGAUAUUUUCGGACUGUUAUCAAAGUGCUAUUGAUGCCAAAUUGCAACCUAAAUCGAGUUUUCAUUUACUACAGCCAACUGGAAUGAAUAUUGCUUUCCAUAAAUCAUCCAUCGAUGACCUACAGUUACCCAAGAUAAAGAUAAUGGGUGAAUUACCUGAUAUUAUCAUAACGAUCUCAGAUGAGCGUUUACUGGAACUUGUAAAAUUGAUAUUGAGCAUUCCGACUCCUGCUCCCGAAAAGGAAAUCAGUGCUUUGAGUACAGCUUUUACUCCAGCUGAAAAAGCAAGAAUUAGAAACCUGGCAACGAUGCACGCCAUCAUGGAGGCCAGUGAAAUCUCAGAAGUUGAAGAACAUCUAAAAGUAAAAAACAAAAAUCUGGAGAAGCAGAAAGAGAGGAAGACUGAUAUGCAGCAAAUCCAAUUGGAAGUUAAUCUCACAUUGAAACAGGUCCAAAUUGUCAUUGGCACACCGGAUGCAGCAUUUUUGUCCGUACAAAUUAGAUCCCUGGGUUGUGGUUUGCAGAUGCGUACAUUUGAUAUGGUUGCAAUGGCUUAUUUGGGUGAUUUAACAAUCGAGCAACCUCAGUAUAAAAGUUUGAUUCCUGGACGUAAUACAUUAUUUGUUGUUGACAACGCUCAUAACACUGACCAAAAUUUGCUUCAAUUCAAAUAUGUACAGGCAAACAAGGAAAGUCCGUUUUUCGCAACAGAGUACAAUUCUACGGAGCAAGCGAUUGAUAUUUCUUUCAAAGCAAUGAUUAUAUCACUUCACCAGGAUGCCAUAAUUAGCUUGAAAAAAUAUUUCGAAACACUUCAAGCAAAAAUUGCUGAAUUGCAAAGUCAAGGCAAACUGGUACAAGAUCAAGGAGAUAAAGGUGAUGCGGGAAUAUCUACCGGUGAUAUCCCAACACUCCACGAAAAGAAAAUUUCGCGUUCUUCAAGUCAACAAAGUUUGGCUAGACCUUCUGCUUCCGAAUCGUUAAAGUUAAGUCAUACAAGGCGUGAACGAGAACUAGCACAAACACGAAAUGAUUUCAUUGUCAAAAUGCGUGUAAAUGCUGUUUUUGAUGCUUUAUCGGUCUAUGUUGGUUCAACAAAAUGCUUGGAUACAGCCCUGAGUAUCAAUGUUGUGAAAGUCGCUAUAGCAAUGCGUGUGAGAACAAUGGAAAUGGAAGGUGGAGUCAAAACAAUAUCAAUGGAAGACCGGACUGGAACAACAAUCCACAAACAUCUGCUGGCACUUUGUGAAGAAGACAAAGAGAUGUUAUCAUUUAGUUUCAAACAGUACAAUCGUACCAUGGCUGAGAAGAAACAGAUGCAACCUUCCGAUCUCGAUUUUUUUAUUAAGGGCCAUUUCGCUCAUAUUCGUUUCGUGCUUCUUUUCCUUUGGCUUGAAAGAAUGAAGCGUUUUGCUGCUCCAUUCCAAGCUGAGGCUGCACAAGUUGCAGCACAGGCGCAAUCAUAUGCAUCUGAAAAGGCAUCACAGGCUGCACAAAAAAUUAAACAUCUUAUGGAAGAGUCGCCUUUGAGGAUUGGUUUGGAUAUCGAACUUGCGGCACCAACAAUUUUGGUGCCAAAGAGCUCUAUGUCAUUGAAUGCUCUUUUUAUUGAUUUUGGGAAGCUUACUGCUAUUAAUUCAGUCUCAGCGGCACAGAAUGAGCGGAGAGCAAUUAUUGAUUCGAUGCAAAUUAAUUUAACUGAUGUCUGCUUUGGCAUCUCACUUCUUUCGGAAGAAGAUAUACAAAUCUUAUCCACGUGUCAGAUUUUAAAGCCAAUCACAUUUUCACUAUUAGUUUACCGGAAUUUGUCCUUUGAAUGGUACAAAACAGCUCCACAGAUGCUCGUUGAUGCUCACUUGCCUAUUAUCGAGAUGGGCAUGACAGAAGAAGAUUAUGCAACAAUCUUGAAAACACUCAGUGGCAACUUGGCGGAAGGAAGCGAGUUAUCAUCGGAGCCAUCACCAUCUGUAAAUCCUCCAAUCCGGCGAGAAAGAAAUGUUACUGAGAGAAGACAAGAAUGUACUGAAAAAGCUGCAUCAGAAAAUAAUGGGAAUCCAUUGAGUGAUUCCAAGGCGAAAUCUCUUGUUUUCAGUUUCAAACUGGAUGAAAUUGCUGCACUCUUAUAUCGCGGUUCUUCAAAUUUGGAAGAUUCAAAAGGUGAAAUUGCUCGUAAGGCGACAGCGGGUUUUGCAGCAGUGAGAAUGAAAAAAAUUAAAUUGAGUGGUUCGAUAGCCGAAAAUGGUGAAUUGGACAUUGCUGUCAACUUGGAGGUAUUUGUCAUGGAUGAUGAAAGAAGCGAAAAAAACAAAACGCGACGAUUAUUGGAUAAAAAGCCUGAUAGCACCGGAAAAAUUCACAAGGAGUUUGUCGCUGCUCGUUACCAAACUACCGUAUUAGGAGACAAAAUUAUUACUUUCUCAUCGUCUGCUUUUUUCCUCUGCCUUUACCCAGAGUUUCUGGGAGCACUGAUGAACUUUUUUACGAUAAAGAAAACACCUGAGGAGUUAACAAGAGAAGCUGAAAAAGUGAAUAUUCCAAAUAUUGCACAGAAUAAGGAAAAAGUGGAAGCGAUUCCAUCAAAAGGCACGGUGACAAUGAACUGUAUAAUGAAUGAAGCAGAAAUUAUUCUGGUUGAUGACACUGUCAGUCCUGAAAACUCCCAAGCACUAAUUCUGUCAUUUAACGUUGAUCUCAAAGCAAAUCCGGACAGUGAAAAACAGGUUAUGGUUGGUGGGAUCAAGAAUUUGCAGAUCAUCAGCACUUAUUCUUUGGAAUCGAAGCGUGAUCAAAAUCCUUACCAGGUAUUAAAACGUACGGAUAUUGAUAUUCAAUUAAAAGCAGAACAAAAAACGAUGUCUGAGAAUUUUGUAAUAAAUAUUGGACAAUUAUAUCUGAAAAUAUCUCCCGCCAUAAUCCGUUUGCUAAGUACUGUUUCUUCGAAUUUUUUAUCAGCAGCUAAUGCUAAGGAAGAUUCGUUUACUGCGCGGAAGGCAGUGCUUAAGAAGUACCCGAAUUAUUGGGAAAAACGUAAAAUUGACAGGAAUAAGCACUGGUGGUUCAAUGUGGUAGAGGAAAAACAAGAUGAUUUUGAAUAUGCAGAAGAUGUUGCUGGUACUGUCAGUCAUGAACAACAGGGAACUAUUACAAUGGAAUCGCUUAUCGUCACUUUGGAAGCCGGUGUGGGCAACAGAACAGUACCAAUGGUACUUUUAGAAAGUUCGAUGAUGAUUACUGUAUCGCACUGGAGUAUGUUAUUGGCUAUUGAUGCUGAUGUGCAAUUUCAGAUUUCAUAUUAUAAUGAAACAUUUUGCGUGUGGGAACCCAUAGUCGAACCUGUAGAAGUGGGCGACAAUAUCUGGAGGAGCUGGCUUUUGAAAGCUGAAUUGCGAACUCAUAGUGAAAAUGAGUUGUCAACAAAUGGUGCGCUUCAAUUACCUCAAAGAACGAUUAAUGUGAAAGCAUCAGAAUUGCUGAACAUAACAAUAACAAAAUCGCUGAUUUUAUUGUCUUAUCAUCUUAUGGAUUCUUUCGAGAGAGCUGCGAAACUGAUUUCACCAUCUAUGGAACGAACUUUCCCAGGCAGUAGUAAAUAUUUAGUAUUUAACGGUGCUGGCAUUUCGAUCAAAGUUGGUAACACAGAAACAUUAACUAUCAGCGCUGAUGGACAACCGCUUGAUGCAACGUCAUGUACUUUUGUUGAUUUAAAUGUUCCAGUUGAUCCCAAUGAAAAGAUAGGCCUCACACAGAGCCAGACUACAAAAAAAGCGGAGCUGCGCGUCAUUUUUGAUGAAAUAGAUGCAGAGAGAUAUGUAAAUUUUCGUACAAAUUGCCUUAUUUUCUUUCAUCAUGCAUCUCCUGAUUACCGUUAUGACGAAGUAAAUAUAAUGAGAUCUGAAUCGAGAACUUUUGAACUCCCAAUGAAAAGUGAUAGUGGAAAACAGUGGAAAGUGGUUGUAGAAACAAAAGUGGAAAAUAUGCGACGACUUAUUUACCUUCAUUCUACAGUGCAGUUCGUGAAUCACUUGGACAUGCCAUUCGAAAUUCAUUCAAUGCAUGACGGAAGGCUCGAUUUCUGUGGUAUCGCAGAAACAAGUGGUGAACCACUUGAUAUUGCUCUACCGUUAUUGUACACAGCUACUGGCGAAUUGUUUAUCAGACCUUCUCAAGAUGAUGCCUAUGAGAUGAGCAAUGAAUCUGUUUGCUGGAAUAAGUUUGAAGAUAAGGCGCGAUACAUAGUGCGAUGCGAUCUAUCAGAAGAUAUGAAGCAAGGCUUAUUCAUAGCUUUGAUUGUUGAAGAAGUACCAUUGAAAGCAGAAAGAAGCCGAAAUUUAGAUGACAAUAGUUAUGUAGUGCACAUCUUUUCACCUCUCACGUUGCAUAACUUCUUACCAUUUCCUCUACGACUUACUUCUCCGAUGCAGAAGGAGUUAGCUGGUGGCGAAGAAGUCUCACUAAACGUUAUUCCAGGACAGAAUCUUAAUUUCGAAAUGGAUUAUCGUGGGGAUCUCUAUGUGACAGAAAUGCCUUUCCCUGUGGAACACCAGGAUUUAAUGGUCAUCACACUUACAUCCAAUGACAAAAUUCUGAAUCUUGGCGUUCAUUGGACAGUUGUUCAUCGUAAACUUGAUGCUGAAAUAUAUGCACCUUAUUGGUUUGUUAAUAACACAGGAAGAACUGUGAGAUUUAGGGAAAGCAGUGAAGGUAUAAUUGAAAAAACUACAAAAUGCGUGCCGUGUCAGAAAGGAGGAAUGGAAGGCCAGUAUUACGAUGCAAUAAUGCAGGAACCGUUGAACGAACCAGUUUUGCUUCCACUAAAUGCCAAGGAUUUUUUAUCCAAAAAAAAGGCAAGAUUAUCAUUGUUUGGAAACUACUGGAGCAAUGAAUUUCCACUAGAUGCGGUUGGAAAUGCGGGACGGAUCAGUUGUAGAGAUGAAAAUAAUAGUGAGCAGAAUAUUUCAUUGCAAAUAAGCAUGUGUCAAUCUGGUUUAACGAAAAUCAUCACAUUCUUGCCCUUCUAUUUGCUUCACAAUGAAAGCCAGUUUCCAUUGGAAAUAAGAGAAUUUGGAGCGCAAAACUGGGUCCUGAUUACGCCUCAAGCAUGUAUCGGUUUCUGGCCGUCACAAAAAGAAAAUCGGAAAUAUGCUAUUGUCAGAUAUAGUGGUACGGCGGAAGAGUCAAUACUAUUUCCAAUCACUGAAAGUUUUGAAGGAUUCUGUCAUAUCGACAACGAUUAUCUUGGUGUAUAUGUAACUGCCACAGUCUGCGAAUCGUCUUCGAUUAUCAAACUUGAAUCAUUUGAACCGGGUAUGGCUCCCGCUAUCAUAAUGAAUGCAACAAAAAAACCAGUGGAAUUUAGUCAGAAAGGUGCUCGGUCAAAGAAGAUAUUAGGUCCAUGGGAGAGCUGUGCAUUUGCAUGGACAGAUGUGAUUCGUGGUCGUGAAUUAGAAUGGAAAUGUGGUGAUGCUACCCAUUCAGAUGAUUUAAUUCGAAAUGCAUUUGAAGAUUACCGACCAUCUAAGUCAGAUUCUAGUCAUUAUUACUGGGUGUCAUUUUUGAAUGGACGUCAACGUGUGUAUCUGUUCACGGAUAAUCUAGCAGUAAUGACCGCUGCACACGAAGCUUACGAAAUUGAACUUCCUACACUGUCUGUCGAAAUAUCUUUGCAAGGUAUUGGCAUUUCGAUAGUGGAUAAUUUCAAAACUGAAGAAAUUGCAUAUAUGUGUAUUGCAUCAUCGGCUAUUAUUUGGGAGCAGUUCGUCAAAACUCGAUUCAAACCAUUCACAAUUAAACAGAUGGAAAAGGUCGAGCACGCGUAUCAAGCAUGGCUUCCAGAUCACUCAGAAGAAACAGUGAUAGUUGACAAAUUAGAGUUUGACUUCAACCAUAUGAAAUUAAAAAAACAAAAAGACUGGAUUGACAUCCGGCGACAAUUUCAAAUUGGACUUUGGAUGCAGUACAGGCAAACCCCUCACCAGUCGCAAUUUCACAUAAAGGUGAAUCAUCUACAGAUCGACAAUCAGUUACCGGCAUGCGUAUUUCCGUGCAUACUCUCAGUUGUGCCACCACCAAGAUCUGUUGUUCAAGACAGCGCGCCAAAAUCUUUUUGCGAAUUGAGCUACAUAGGACGAGAAUCAGAACACAGCAGGAUUGCUCAAAUAAAAUACCUUCAUCUUUUGGUGCAGGAAUUCUCAGUGCAAGUUGACCAAGGCUUCGUGAACGCAAUGCUGGAACUGAUAUCCUCUCAAGCUGAUAGUAAACCAUAUACGAAAGAAGCUUUUGUGAAAGACUUUGAAAUGACGAAAAAUCAAUUAGAGGUAAUUGCUGGAAUGACGACGGCUUCUCAACAAGCAGCUUAUUAUGAAAACUUGCAUAUUUCUCCGUUAAUGAUACAUUUGUCAUUUUCACAAGGUGGCAGUUCUGGUGGUAAGCAAUUGAGGGAUAAAACUUUGAAGUCAAAAGAAGCCGUUCAGCUUCCAGUUCAGUCCGAAUUUAUCAAUGUCUUCUUGAAGAGUAUUGGUGUAACAGUGACGGAGAUUCAAGAUGUGGUUUUUAAAUUAGCUUUCUUUGAACGAAAGUAUGCUUUCUAUACAACCUCUCAACUUCAAAGCGAAAUAACAGGACACUACACAUCGCAAAUCAUCAAGCAGCUUUAUGUACUUGUUCUUGGUCUCGAUAUUCUGGGAAAUCCGUUUGGACUUGUUCGUGACCUUUCGUCUGGAGUGCAGGACUUCUUUUAUCAACCAUUCCAGGGAGCUGUUCAAGGACCAGAAGAAUUCGCUGAAGGGGUCGCUUUGGGUGUUAAAGGUCUUGUUGGUGCAACAGUUGGGGGCGGAGCUGGAGCAGUUUCGAGAAUCGCUGGUACUCUAGGAAAAGGUGUAGCUGCAUUAACUCUUGAUGAAGAAUAUCAGCGUAAGCGGCAGCAGAUGAUGAACCGUCGUCCGAAAACAUUCGGUGAAGGUGUGGUUCGCGGUGCUAAAGGUGUUGGCCAAGGUUUUUAUGAUGGCAUCGCUGGUGUUGUCGCCAAACCGCUUGCAGGCGCUCGUGCUGGAGGAGCUGGCGGUUUUGCGAAAGGACUUAGUCUCGGUUUGGUUGGCGUAGUUACACGCCCUUUAUCUGGAGCGGUUGAUUUUGCUAGUAGUACUUUAGAUGCUGUGAGAUCUGCGACAGUUGGAACUGAUGAAAUGAAGCCACUGCGUCCAUUACGAGUUAUAUUUUCGGAUAACAUCGUACGACCAUACAGCCAAAAAACCGCUAUAGGAGCUCAAAUAUUUCGUGAAGCUGAUAAUGGUUCCGUAGCCGACUCUGAUUAUUUCUUGGCGCAUGCACCAGUUUCUGAAAAGAGCCUAUUUAUUAUCACAGAUAGACGUGUAAUGAAUGUAAAAAAAAGUGAUAUGGUUGGUUCCUGGAAUAUUGAAUGGCAAAUUUUAUACACGGAAAUGAAUCGACCAACACUUUCGGGCAAAACGAUUAUAAUUGAUUUACGGAAGAAACAAAAGGGUUUCCUUGGAUUAAGCACGUUAGGUGGAAGAGUAGUCGAACUAACGGAACAGGCAUCUGCAGCGGAAAUAUACAACAAAUUAUUAGUAGCUUAUGAAAUUGAAGUUGGUGCUGGUUAA
Messenger RNA from Acanthocheilonema viteae, 9768 nucleotides. Lineage: Eukaryota; Metazoa; Nematoda; Chromadorea; Rhabditida; Onchocercidae. The record is from the annotation of a GenBank genome assembly.